CUGAUUGUUCUGUUGUUACUUAGUCUAUCUUAUAUUGUUGCUUUUACUUGAUCUUUGUCUUGUGUUUGACGUGAAUGACUGUUUAAAUAUUUUGCUGCCGUUCUGUUUGUCUAAAAACAUAACAGUUUAAUUUUCAGUCUGAGAUUCCGUGACCUUCAUUCGAGAAGGUGAAAAGUGAUCACUUAUAAAACCCCAGACAGGUGUCCAGCAGAUGUGAGGGCAUUGUGCAAAUCUCUUCUAUUCUCAACAGCUUCCCACAGCAUCAUUUCAGGGAACAAAGAUGAAGUGGUUAAUCGUCUCCCUCAUCUGCAUUCAACUGUCUGAAGGUCUUUACAGAAUGCCUUUGCAUAAGGGCAAGUCUGUCAGACAGAUCCUGAAGGAACAAGGGAAGCUGAAGGAUUUCCUGAACACUCACAAGUAUGAUCCUGCGUUGAAGUACAAAGCUUUGUACCCAGACUACCAAGGUGAACAAGGGUAUGAACCACUUCUCAACUCUGGGAACAGUUUCUACUAUGGAUCCAUUACUGUGGGUACCCCUCCCCAGAGUUUCACAGUGCUGUUUGACACUGGUUCAUCCAAUCUUUGGGUCCCAUCUAUCUACUGCAGCAGUGCUCCAUGCGACAACCAUGCCAGAUUUAAUCCAACUCAGUCCUCAACAUAUAGAUCCAGUCAACAAACCUUCUAUAUGUCAUAUGGCUCUGGGAGUCUAUCUGGAUUUUUUGGAUAUGAUACAGUGAAUGUUGCCGGCAUAUCAAUUCCCAACCAGGAGGUGGGUCUGAGUGAGAACGAACCAGGCAGCAACUUUUACUACGCUCCAUUCGAUGGAAUCCUGGGCCUGGCCUAUCCAGCGCUCUCAGUAGGAGGUGCCAUGCCCGUGUUUGACAGUAUGCUGAGGGACAGGCUGGUUGCCAGAGUCUCUGUUUUUCUGUCUAUUUGGGCAGGAAUCCAAAUAGUAAUGACGGAGGCGAAGUGCUAUUUGGAGGAAUCGACAGCAGUCUGUACUCAGGUCAAAUUUUCUGGGCUCCAGUCAUUCAGGAACUGUACUGGACCGUUGCUAUCGACAGUGUGCUUAUCAACGGGCGGUCUGCCUUCUGUUACAAUGGAUGCCAAGCCGUAGUCGACACAGGGACCUCCCAAAUCACUGUUCCAAAUGAAUACUUGAGGCCAUUUUUGGAGGAAAUCGGUGCCUCUGAGAAUGAAUACGGAGAGUUCAUUGUCAACUGCAACAACAUUGAAAAUAUGCCUCCUUUGACCUUUGUAAUCAAUGGAGCUCGUUUCACAAUUCCUCCAUCUGUAUAUGUCCUUCAG
Molecule: messenger RNA, 1308 nt
Organism: Pristis pectinata (smalltooth sawfish)
Lineage: Eukaryota; Metazoa; Chordata; Chondrichthyes; Rhinopristiformes; Pristidae
Product: gastricsin-like
Exons: 8
Coding region: 281-1117 (278 amino acids)
Biological process (GO): proteolysis
Molecular function (GO): aspartic-type endopeptidase activity
Source: RefSeq, a predicted model, not a curated record